Cherax quadricarinatus is the source of this 2564-nucleotide messenger RNA. RefSeq lists its product as uncharacterized. The record is from RefSeq and is a predicted model, not a curated record. Lineage: Eukaryota; Metazoa; Arthropoda; Malacostraca; Decapoda; Parastacidae.
GGACUCAAGUGGAAAUAAGACAAUCUGAUGACAUCGUAACUUUACGGAGUUACCCGAAUAAAAUAAUUUUCUAUAUGUAUUAUUAUUACUGCUAGUAGUAUUAAAAAUUAGUACUAUUACAAGCAGAACUCAUUGAUUUUUCAAAGGUGGCGGGAGUGUGAGUGAGUGAGGUGAGUGUUGAGGCAGCCAGCUGGACCCACCCUCCCAGGACAGGGCUCUCAACAGUCAGUUAACACCCCAGGCACCUGCUUACUGCUAGGUGAACAGGGCAACAGGUGAAAGGAAAUUGCACAGCAUUUCCACUUGUCCCAGGAUGAAACCCAAGACAAGUUAGCUGCAAGCCAAAGGUGCUACCACUUAAGCUCUCAGGAACCGUAUCUGAAAUGGAGAGAAAUGCAGUAAAUAAAAGAGGACAUACUGUUAGCCCAGAUGAUGGGUGUCUGCCCACCCAUAGUGAUGAUAAGGAUACUUCACAGAUUACCACUCCGCCAAAUAUCCUCGAGCACGUGCCUUCUUCGCAUAUUGCAGGAAUUAGAAAUAAUGAGAGAAAAGUUGUACAAGAGGAAGGACAGACUGUGAGAGAAAGAUACAUAAAGCAGGAUGAAAAGGAACAUGCACAAUUUUGUGAUACCAAUGAUAACAGAAGAUUAGAUAGAGUAGUUUAUAAAGGUGCAACUUUGAGCAACUCUGAGUGUCAGAAGGAAGAAACUGAAGAGGUUGAAAGAACGUAUUCAUCAGAUGGCAUUUCUUUGCUUCACACAAGCAGAAAAGCAAUUGGAAGAGAAGGAACAAGGGAUGUUAGUGAUGUGCCUGAUAAGAAAGUGAACCCAGAUAAUAAUGGUGCUAGUGCUCCAAGCACCAUGAAUAAAGCUACGAGCUAUUACACACACACACUCUCCUUUCCAAUUGUAAAUAAAAAUCAAGAAAAGGAUUCACAGUGGGACACAGAGUCAGAAUCUCAGCUAUCAGUAAGCCAGAUGUCAGGUUCAGAGGCUUGUGCAAGUUCUGACUUGUCUGGUGUAAAGGUCAGGAGUAAAACCAAGAAGCAAAAAUCACAUAUAGGAUCUAAAGAUGGUAGGAACUCUGAUUCAUCAGUGUCAUCAAGAAAAAAAAAAGGAAGUAGCAACAAAACUCAUAUUAAAUCCAAGUUUUCUCCUGGCAGUUUAGAAUACAUAGAGCAGCAGUUGUGUGGACGUAUAUUUUCUGGCUGGGUUGAAGAACGGAGAUGGGUUGACACUGUGCAUGCCUACCGGGAUGUGAUAGAAGUGGAUGAGUGGGAAGUUGAAAUGAACCAGCAUCUUAAUGCCAUCAUCACAAGCAUUCCUGGUGUGCAUGAAGGAACCAAGUGGAUAAAUCUAACUCCUCCUGGGGAGAGUCCAUGCUACUGCUUGUGGGUCUUGCUGCCUGCUCCUCCAAUACCUGGUCACUACUGGUACACAAUCACAGGAGUUCAUCUUGAACCACAGUUUGGCCUUAGACUUUUAGUUAAAGAAAUUAGAAGAAUUCAUGAACAUGAUGGUGAGACAGAUAUAGCUCGAAGAAGGCGACAUCAAAUGAAGUCUUUGACAGAUUCCGGCACCAGCUUUCAGACUUUACGUGAACAAUUCCAGGAAUGGGUGAAUCAAGCUUGCCAGUUGAGCUUUUCUGCAGUUUGGUGUACACUUAGCUCAACAGUUACCCUUGGUAAUAUAAAGGAAGUAUUCAGGUUCGUUGCUGUACUGGUUAUGACGCUGGUGAUAGGUCUCUUUUCAUUCUGGAGAGACACUCACAAUCUUGGACUGCGUUACAUCCGGGAAGUAGGCAUAUUUUUACGCAACAUCACUCCAUUUCUGCAGUCUUUACUUGCUUUUAUAGAGAAAUUAAUUGGUGGCAUGUACUUGCUAAUAGCCAUGGUAUAUCGUGAUUGGCGUCGGCCUAGUGCUCCACCCCCAUCAUACCCACAGAGAGGGCAGUCACCUCUUUAUCUUCCUCAGGGUCAGGGUGCUGUUCUUGGUGCUGGUGGGUCAAGGGUAGUAAAGUAUGUGCCUCCACAACAAUGGGUGUUCAAAAGUCAAAGUAAUGAAUCAUCUCCAAGUUGAAACUUUGCACUAAUGGCAUUCAUUAGUGAUAUACAGCUGUGUUCUCUAAUGUGAUGUGUCUGAUACCUUAUCUUGCCUUAUUGAAGGUCUGUGUCUCAUACCCUUUCUUGCCUUGAGGGUAGGCUGUGAAGAAAUAUGUAUUGUACUGUAGUUUUAAUUUGAGAUGUUUCACUGUAUGAUAUUUAAAUUUUUUUUUAUUGCACUAUAAAAUCAAUCAUGUAUCCUUAUUUCAGAGUGUAUUAUUCAGACUUGUCUGGGGAUAAAUUUACAGGUAAUUUGUUUUUUAUUACUCAUGUGGGUAAUGUUCACAUGUAAAGGAUUAAUGUAAUUUUAUUAUAUACUAUAUAUUGGGCAGCUUUUAAAGCUGAUGAAGUUGUGCCUUGAAACACAGAUUAAGAAACUUUAAUAUAUAAAAAAUAUUUAGUAUAUACUGUACUAGUCACCCACUUUGUGUAAAGAUUUUGUGGUUUAUAAAAUUGGUUCUGA